AUGGGAGAGCCUGCUGAUACCCAGGGGAGUCCUGGUUUUGAGGAUUCCCUAGACUCUCCAGAGCCCUCAGAUGCAUGCAGCAACCAGAAAGUUCCCCUCAACUCUCCGGAGAGAAAGAAGAAAACACGCACUGUGUAUUCAAAGCGAGAAAAGGAGCUGCUGGAAGAACAUUUCAAUGACUGCAUGCAACCAAGCGGGGAGAAAUGCAUGGAGCUGGCACAAAAGAUUGGCGUGACAAAGCAACAGAUCCAGAUCUGGUUCAAGAACCAACGGGCCAAGUACAAACGGAAGAAUGCUUCAACAGGAGCACCAGCGACAAGUGGAAGCUGUGAAGGUGUUUCUGAGUCAACCAGUUCCUGUGGUCCCUUAUCUGAACUUGCCCCUGACAAUGGAGAGUCCAUGUCUCCAGGUACAUGUUGUGUGGGCUCCAUUCCCAACCUCAACCCCUGCCUGGAAGCUUCUCUCCAUGGUGAUCAGGUCUGCGAGGGUGCCGGGUGUAGUCCCAAAGAGAACAUGUUUGAUUUUGAAUCCCCACUUGCAGCUGCCCACUCUGGCCAACCAGAAGCAAAUGAAGCCCCAACUGACCCAGCAGUAGCUGAAGGUACAGCUUCAGCUGAAUCUCCCCUUCCCAUGGCAUCUGCACCCCAAGAACCAGAGGAUGCUCAAGACACAGAUUCAUCUUCCGAUAAGCUCUGGCAACAAGUCCUUAAGGACUUGGACACAUUAGAGGGCUGUUAG
Molecule: messenger RNA, 738 nt
Organism: Peromyscus leucopus (white-footed mouse)
Lineage: Eukaryota; Metazoa; Chordata; Mammalia; Rodentia; Cricetidae
Product: zinc finger homeobox protein 2-like
Exons: 3
Coding region: 1-738 (245 amino acids)
Biological process (GO): regulation of transcription by RNA polymerase II
Molecular function (GO): RNA polymerase II cis-regulatory region sequence-specific DNA binding; DNA-binding transcription factor activity, RNA polymerase II-specific
Source: RefSeq, a predicted model, not a curated record